AUGUCGAUGUCCAAGAGCUCGAAGAUGCUCCAGUACAUCAACUACCGGAUGCGUGUGACGAUCCAGGACGGCCGCCAGCUCAUCGGCAAAUUCAUGGCCUUCGACCGCCACAUGAACCUCGUCCUCGGCGACUGCGAGGAGUUCCGCAAGCUGCCGCCGGCCAAGGGUUCCAAGGAGGAGCGCGAGGACCGCCGCACCCUCGGCCUCGUCCUCCUCAGGGGCGAGGAGGUGAUCUCGCUCACCGUGGAGGGCCCCCCGCCCCCCGACGACGGCCGCCUCAAGACGGCCUCGGCCGGCGCCAUCCCUGGGCCGGGAAUCGGCCGCGCGGCGGGAAGGGGGGUCGUCGCCGGCCCGAUCUCCGCGCAGCCCGGCCUCGCAGGCCCAGUCCGCGGCGUUGGUGGUCCAGCUCCGUCCAUGAUGCAGCCCCAGUUCUCUCGGCCCCCUCAGAUAGCGGUGCCCCCCAUGGCCUACCCCCAGCAGCCGCCCGUGGUCAGGCCGCCGCCGCCGGCGGUGGCUCCACCUCCGGGAGGGUUCCCGCCUAGGCCCGGGAUGCCGAUGCCUCAUCCACCACAGUUCAGGCCAGGUAUGACGCCGCCAGGUGGGUUCGGUCCUCCUCCUCCGGGUCAGUUUCCACAGAGGCCUCCGAUGGGGCCGCCAGGUCAGAUGAUGAGGGGCCCACCACCGCCAGGUGGGCCACCUAGGCCUGGAAUGCCCCUACCUAUGCAGCAGCCACCUAGGCCGGGUAUGCCGCCACCACCUCCAGGUGGACAAGCUCAAAUGAAUUUCUUGGAGUUUGUUAGAUCGAUGGCUGUCAAGUUUACCCGAAGAGAAGCUGUGGUUAGGUUGAGGAUAUGUUAUCAGGAGUAUAGAAUCAGUAAUAACUUAUUUAAGAUUCCUUAUGUUUUUGGUGAUCAGGCACAUUUUGUAUGAACUUAUUAAGUUGCUUGUGAUGUAUUUGAACCCUCAGCACCGACUCAAGAAACAGUCCCUAUCUUAACUGAUUUUUUUUUCUUUGGAUGCAUAAAAGCUAUAAACGAAUGAUUGUGCGCAAACCACCACACGAUUAUGCAUGAAGGUUGAGAGAGUUGCUUACGGUCUUCAUCAAUAGAUAGUUUCAUAGUAGC
Striga asiatica is the source of this 1124-nucleotide messenger RNA. The record is from the annotation of a GenBank genome assembly. NCBI's taxonomy places the organism in Eukaryota, Viridiplantae, Streptophyta, Magnoliopsida, Lamiales, Orobanchaceae.